Aptenodytes forsteri (emperor penguin) is the source of this 1982-nucleotide messenger RNA. RefSeq names its product MAF bZIP transcription factor F (gene MAFF). The transcript has a single exon. Gene Ontology annotation, molecular function: RNA polymerase II cis-regulatory region sequence-specific DNA binding; DNA-binding transcription factor activity, RNA polymerase II-specific. The annotation marks the transcript as partial. Gene Ontology annotation, biological process: regulation of transcription by RNA polymerase II; regulation of epidermal cell differentiation. Gene Ontology annotation, cellular component: nucleus. The record is from RefSeq and is a predicted model, not a curated record. Lineage: Eukaryota; Metazoa; Chordata; Aves; Sphenisciformes; Spheniscidae.
GUGCGGGCGCACACCCCCCGCCUGCGGGGCCUCUCCAAGGAGGAGGUGGCGAGGCUGAAGCAGCGCCGGCGGACGCUGAAGAACCGGGGUUAUGCCGCCAGCUGCCGGGUGAAGCGCGUCUGCCAGAAGGAAGAGCUGCAGAAGCAGAAGAUGGAGCUGGAGUGGGAAGUGGACAAGCUGGCCCGGGAGAAUGCCGCCAUGCGCCUGGAGCUCGACACCCUCCGCGGCAAGUACGAGGCCCUGCAGGGCUUUGCCCGCACUGUGGCUGCCCACGGGACCCCUGCCAAGGUGGCCACUGCCAGCGUCAUCACCAUUGUCAAGUCCGGUGCCAACCAGGCUGCCUAUUCCUAGUGUUGGCCUCUGUCCCCCGGCGGGGCACGGGCCCCCCGGGGCACCUUCCCCCAUGAAUCCCCUCCCGUACCCUCUCUGACCUCCUUCCCACCAGGACCUGUGCCUGAAAUCCUCCUUCUCCCAUCCCUUGACCUCCAGCUCCUCUGUGUAGGGAGAGCUGCUGCAGCAUGGGUGCUGGGGUGGAGGACAGGACCCCACCGGUGGCCCCCCACAACCUCCUCCCCUUUGACCCAGCCCUGUCCUCUGCUGCAGCCCCCCUGGCUGGGCACCCCUCACCCUGGGCGGUGCAGGCAGCAGUGGGGAAGCAUCCGAUGGCUCCAAGCUGGCAGGAAAACACCAGGUGCCUCUUUUUUGAGGGGAGGGCACAGGAGAGCUGAGUGUGGGCCAGACACUCCCAGGAGCAUGUGCCAGGGAGGGAAAUGGGGAGAGAGGUUUUGCAGCAAGGGGCAGAAGGGAUACAAUUGAGAGGGGGGGGUUGGCAUCAGCCCUGCAACUUGGACCAUGGCUGGAGCAGGGAGGGAGGUGGCAGCAUGGCUGGAGCCUCUGGGGAUGGAGAUGGCGAGGGAAGAUGGCAGGUCAGAGGGGGAGAGAAAGUGGCUGCAGGUUGGUGCCUGGUAAGGGUGAGCGGGAUGGGAAAGUGCCGUGGCAGCCUGUGGCUGGUGACGGUGACAGAGAAGGGACCCUCGAGCAGGGGAGAGCUGGGGGACGUGAGCAGGUCAGCCCAGGCUGUCGUACGCAAAGGGGAGAAGCAGUGGUGCUGUUUUCUCUCUCUCCAUCACGCACAUCCUUCACACCUCUUCCUGCCUAUGGGACACUCAGCCUGGCCGGCCGGGUGUCUCUGAAAGGCAGCGGCACUGGCAGGAAGGAAGCGGAGGCAGCUGUAGCAGAGAUAAACGCUGUUUUGCUCAGCACAGGCUGGCUUGUACAGACCCACCAAGCUCCCUGGCGCCCCACCACCUACAAAGCCCAUGGAAAGGUGCUCCUGGCCUCUGAGAGCCAGAGCUGUGGAGGCAGAGAGAGAGGUGGAGGUGCAGGAGGUGGGAAGCAGGGGUGGAGAGCAUCUCUGCUCCUGGGAGCCACCUGGCAGGCAGGUAGGCUCCUCCCUUUGUUUUUCCUCCAGCUUGGAUACUGGUGUGGGACAACCAGCUCUUCAGCAGGCUGAAAUGCUGGAGAAGAGUUGGGUUUGCUAAAUACAGGCAGCAAGGGGGAGGUAACAGGAGGCAGACCCUUGGCAUCGUCUGCUGUAGGUGAUCCCCCCCAUUUCUGCGCCUGCCUGGAUAUUGCCACGCCAGCCGCCCUCGGCUGCAGCCUCCAUCCCUCCCUGGAGAGAGGUGCCCGAUGCUCGUGGAGGGGGCACUGUGGUUAGCAUCCCCCCACCCCAACUCCUCUUGGGUUUAUUUAUUGCACGAACGUAAGUUAUUUUCACGUCCUCUUUGCCAUUCCGCCUCUCGGCACAGCCAGGAUGUUGGUACAGAGCUGUACUUUAUAUUUUAUAUAUGCAAAUCACAUUUUAUCUUAUACUUAUAUAGAGCAAAAAAAUACUUAUUUAUUUUCUGACUUACAGUAUGUGUCUUACCUGACUCCUCUGUAUUUUGUAGACUUUACAAAUAAAGCAAGUUCUUUUUUUUCCA